Hypanus sabinus (Atlantic stingray) is the source of this 5668-nucleotide messenger RNA. It is a transcript of the gene plk4, whose product is annotated as polo-like kinase 4 (Drosophila). Lineage: Eukaryota; Metazoa; Chordata; Chondrichthyes; Myliobatiformes; Dasyatidae. Gene Ontology annotation, biological process: protein phosphorylation. Bases 1 to 2922 code for a protein of 973 amino acids. The record is from RefSeq and is a predicted model, not a curated record. The transcript is spliced from 16 exons. Gene Ontology annotation, molecular function: ATP binding; protein kinase activity; protein binding.
AUGGCGACCGUGUGCAUCGGUGAGAAAAUAAAGGACUUCAAGGUUUUAACACUCCUUGGGAAGGGGUCGUUCGCCUGUGUUUACAGAGCAAAAUCUGUGAGUACAGGUCUGGAGGUGGCGAUAAAAAUGAUUGACAAAAAGGCCAUGCACAAAGUGGGAAUGGUACAGAGAGUCCGCAAUGAAGUGGAGAUACAUUGUCAGUUGAAGCAUCCGUCAAUAUUGGAGCUUUACAACUAUUUUGAAGACAACAAUUAUGUCUAUUUGGUACUGGAGAUGUGUCACAAUGGAGAGAUGAGCAGAUAUUUAAAGAACAGAAAAGCUAGUUUCUCAGAAGAUGAAGCUCGACACUUCAUGCAUCAUAUUGUCACUGGAAUGUUGUACCUUCACUCACAUGGUAUAUUGCAUCGGGACCUCACUCUUUCUAAUCUUCUACUUACAAGUGACAUGAACAUAAAAAUAGCAGAUUUUGGAUUAGCCGCACAGCUGAAAAUGCCCAGUGAAAAGCAUUUCACCAUGUGUGGAACUCCCAAUUACAUUGCACCGGAGAUCGCAACUCACAGUGCUCAUGGUCUUGAAUCUGAUGUGUGGUCUCUUGGGUGCAUGUUUUAUACUUUUCUGGUGGGAAAGCCACCAUUUGACACUGACACUGUUAAAAAUACACUGAAUAAAGUGAUGCUGGCAGAUUAUGAAAUGCCAACAUUUGUUUCAAGCGAGGCUCAAGAUUUGAUCUAUCAGCUGCUUCGAAAAAAUCCAGCAGAUCGCAUCAGUCUUUCUAGUAUAUUGGACCAUCCAUUCAUGAUGAAGUGCCCUUCAUCCAAAAAUAAAGAUUCAACAUCUGCAGAGGACUCAAUGGAUAGUGGACAUGCCACAAUUUCAACUGCGUUUACCACAGGAGCAGGAUCUUUUGGUGCUAGUGCCACAGGACGCUUACAGCAGAAAACAAAACAAGUCAUAGGACAAUUUCUUCCAAAUAAAAUGUCAGUCAUUACUUCACACAAUAGUAUUAUCAAUGAUACUUCAUCCCUAGGAUUUAGCAUAGAAUAUCAUGGGGAAAGAGCACAAAACACUGAAAUUAAUAGAGCUGGUCGAGGAAGAACUAUACAACAUGGAGAUGAAGAACGACCCCAUUCCCGAUGGCUUCGAAGGGCGCACUCUACUGACAGAUCUGAAAACUUCCAAAAUCAGAAACCUGAAAAGCCCAAAAGCAGCAUGGAGCGCUGUCAAUCUGUUGAUGCACUGUUAAAGUCAACCAGACAUGGAAUGCAUAAUCGUGAAAACUUUUAUGGAGAUAAUUAUGUAGAUAUUCCACAGUUUAAUAGAGAGGUUUCAGAUAACGUCGCCACCCAGGACAAGCUUACCAUGUCUCCUGUCAAACAGACCACAAACCCAAGCUUUGCUUACCAGCCUGCCUCCAGUGGACCACUCUUGGAGCAGAUAUCACAGGCUGGCACAAUACAGCACUGGUUUGAAAAUAGCCAGCCACAUAAUGCUCAUUUCGGAAAACCAGUGGAUAUCAGCACCACUGGUAGCUCUAAUGGAAUUUUACAUGGAAGAAAGCAGACUGUAGAUGAGGUUAUAUCAACAAAUAUGUGGGGAAAACAAUGCAGCAACAAAAUGAAAACUGACCAACUAUACUACAAAGAUUGCUUCAGAAAACAGAUAGAUAAUCAAAGUUGUGAAGGAGAUUCCAGACAAUCAGACAUGCGGUAUGUCUGUCCUCAAGCUGUGAAACAACGUGGAUUAAUAAAACAGGAAAGGCAAUCUACUGAAUCUCAAAACAAGACGUUGCGGGAGUUGGUGUCACCACUGAAAGCUCACAGACUUAAAGCAAUCCGGCAAAAAACUAAAAAUGCUGUGGUCAGUAUUCUUGACUCUGAAGAAGUGUGCAUGGAGCUUUUGAAAGGGAAUGGUGCUCAAGAACGUGUAAGGGAAGUACUUAGAAUAUCCUGCGAUGGAAACAUGAUCCAUAUUUACCAUCCUAAUGAGGGAAGAGGUUUCCCAAUAGACAACAGACCACCAUCUCCACCAGAGGAAGUAUUUGUUUACAGUUUUGAUGACUUACCAGAAAUCUAUUGGAAGAAGUAUCAGUAUGCAUCAAAGUUUGUUCAGUUGGUGAGAUCCAAAACUCCAAAGAUAACACUGUACACUAAGUAUGGCAAAUGUAUGUUAAUGGAGAAUGGCCCACAAGCUGAUUCUGAAGUCUGUUUUUACGAUGGAGCAAAAGUUAAUAAGACGUCUGAGUUUAUUCGUGUCAUAGAAAAAUCUGGGAAAUCACACACACUUAAAGGAGGGAAAAUAAAUGACUUGGAUGAAGAAAUAAAAUAUUAUGUGGAACAUGCGCAUGAGGCUUAUCAGACUUGUCAAGAUCUGGAAUCAAUCAUUGCUGAACAAGAAGGAAGAAAGGGAAAACAGAUGUCAUUUUUCCCUAUAAUUAUUGGAAGGCGGCCUGCAAACAUAGAUUCCAUGCUACCCCCAACUCCUACAUUGGAUCCAAAACAUGAAUUGCAGGAGCAACCACUGAUUCAAAAUAGAACUAACCAGACUGUAAGCAUUAGUCCCUCGAUUUGUUUGUCUGAGGAGUCUAUUUUAACAACUUUUACCGAUGUUAAAAAUAAAACUGCACCUUUAUCACAGCCUGCAAUAUCUCCAAGUCCAGGACAGGUGCUGAAAUCUGUUUUUGUACCUAAUGUUGGCUGGGCAUCCCAGCUCAACAACGGAGAAGUCUGGGUUCAAUUUAAUGAUGGUUCUCAGCUCCUGGUUCAAGCUGGUGUUGCAGCGGUCAUUUACACACCUCCUCAGGGCCAAUCAAUCAGGUAUGGGCAGAAUGAGAUGAUUCCAGAUCAUGUAAAAGGGAAGCUACAGUGCCUCUCAUCAAUCCUAGGAAUGCUGGCAAAUCAGACAAGUCAACAUAGAUUCCAAUGACACAUGUAUAUAUAAUCUGUCAAAUUGACAAUAUUUUCUUACAUUUUUGUAUAUUUGUGAAUGUUUGUUUUCGGUAAUGUUCGUAAGUUACUACCCCUUUCCCUUGACACCUGAAUAAUAGCGGUCAGAGUUAAAGCUGAAAAAGAUGUUUGUUUAAUGUAGCACUUGUAAAUGCUGUAUCUGAAGCUGUAAAUAAUUGUGUAUUUAUUAUUUCUUUUGAGAUUUUUUAUUUUUUCUAUUCGUAUCUAAGUUGAGUAAAUAUAAUGCAUUGAUAAAGAGUUGAAAUGGGCAUAUUGUAGAUGUGUAUUUAACUGUAUAGAAGGGUUUGCACAAUUUAUAAAAAAACAUGUAUUUUCUGUAAGACAAUUUUAUAUAUAAUUUGUGCAUUUUAGAGCUGCACUGUAAUUUCAUUACCUGACUUUGUUAGCAACAAAACACUGCUUCCAACAUGGAGUGGGGCAUUGAACUUCAUGAAGUGUUUGUAUCCUUCAUUCUAAGAUGACUGUUCACGCAAAAACAAAAUAUCUAGACUAAAUUUGAAAUUCUAAGUCAUGUGUUCUAGUAUUUUGAUAAGUUAUAAAGUAUAUCAUCCAAAUUAGCCACACUACCUUUUGCCCCACAUUUUAAGAUUUUAAACUUAAGUAAUUAUUGGUUUUAAUUCCCCAAGUCCAAGCUUGGCCUACAAUUAAGUUAAUUUUAAAUUAGUACUUAAUUGUUGAAAAGAUUAUGAAUUACCUUGCAGGAAAAUGAAUAACCAUUGUUAAUGAGACAACUUAGUCAAAAAAUAUUGAAAACUGAUUUGGAUUGUAAUCUACUGCUUAGUAUAUAUGUAAAUUAUGUAUAUUUAAAUAACAAAACUUGCUGUCCAUUAUUGACUGUUCUAAUAUAUUAUGUGUAUUGGUGCUUUAAUACUAGUUUGUUUUUUUUUAUAAAUAACAGUUUUUCCUAAUUUGUUUUUCCGUAAAAAUGUCUCUCCUUGCUAGCAGAAAGAAAUCUUGCAACUAGCAGCAUGUAUUUCCAGUUUUAUUUGUCAUUAAAUAAAUUUGAAAAGUUCCUGCAAUAUUUUUAAAAGAAAUAAUGUGUAAAGACAGACCAAGCCUUCUGUUCAAGUUUUAAUACCAAAUAUCAGUUGUUCGGAUGCUAAUAGUUAACAAUUACUUUUCUUUUGCAUUAAGGCACUAACAUCCAGACCGCAACCAGUACAUAAUUCCUAUGAGCUUUGGGUAUUUCAACAAAUUUGAUUGCACCAUCUCCCAAAAUAGAUGGUUCUAGCACUGGGGAUAUUAAUCUAAAUUGAAACCUUAAAUAACUUUUAUUAGCCCAAAGGCAACCAACAGUGGCAUCCAAGAUUCAUUAACCAAUCUUAAAACAGGAUUAAAUCUAAGACCUCCAGAAUGAUUUUGCUUGCUGGGUUUAACCAUUUUGACACUAACUGAAGUUUAAAAAAAAAUGCACUUCAUUCUCAAAUCAAAGCUUAGAUUUAAUUUUAUUACAAAGUUUAAUAUUUUCAUUUUUGAGAACUGUCAAUUGGCUAAAUAUUCUUACCACACUUUAUAAAAUUCUUUUGAUAUGAAAUGUUAACUUAAUUAUUUGACAGAUACCACCUGCAUAUUUCCAGCAUUUUCAAUUUCUAACUUUCAUUGUCCUGCCAUUUUAAAAUAAAAGUUAGUAACAUUUAAAUUUGGAAAUUGUACAUAAUUUAUAGAAGAAAAAAGGUCAGUCAGAAUGUUAAUAUGCUAGCAUUGAUAUUACUCCAAUAUGUUAGUGCAUUUUCAAAACUUAGUCUUGGAUAAACUAUAGCCCUUGUUUUGAACACAGAGGCAGCUAGUUGGGAGGAGUGCAUAAAAAGCUGAGACUUGAGAGAGCUUUUAUAGAAAGAUUGCCAAUUUUUUAAAAAUGUUUUAUUUCCAGGAUGAACAGGUAUAGAUUUGAAACAAAACAAUUCUGAAAACAGCAGGUUGUGCAGUAUUUGUGGAAAGAAAAAGAGUUAAUAUUUAAAGUCUGUUCACAUUGAAACCUUAAUCUCGUUUCUCUGACCUGAGAUUUUCCAGUACUUUUAACUUCCGUUUCUGUUUUCCAGCAUCAGUUAUUUUUUUUCUUUUUUCAGUAUAUGGGUUUAAUUAGCAAGUGCAAUAUUAAAUGUACAUUUACUUUGCUGUAAAAAUAAAGCAGCUUAACAGAUUUGGCUUUGAAUCUUUAAAUUUGUAUGCCCUACAUUCUAAGAGGUUGAAAAAUACUGUACAAAACAAUAUCUGGUACAAACAACUAAAGUCAUAUUGAUUAAGGUUAAUGUUAGGCUUAGGCUGUUUCAUGGGCAUGAAUGAUGUCUCUGAGCCAGUCAUUUAGAAUGAACUUAACAGUUACAGUACAGUUAGUUGUGCACUUAAUUGAGAAUGUAAAGGGCAUUUUUUUUAAAUGAUUGAUAGCUAGCAAAAGGCUGGAAGUUGAGUGUUCCAAACAAAAUGCAAAUGUUUCACAUAUCAUGGGAAAUCUGACAUUGAGAAGCUAUAUCCAUCAGUUUCUACUGCAUAAUCCAGUGUUUGCUUGCUGGUAGCAAAUGAGAUGACUAAAUACUGCUAUUCCAGAACUGUCCCCACCUCCUUGUUCAGGCUUGACCAGCAAUUAGCAGCCUCCAACCAUAAUUUUCUCCCUGUAUUCAGGAGUGCCAGCUCCUGACAGGUGCAUUUGAAGAUAUUUUUAACCAUUAGUUUCCACAACCUUUGGACUCACUUUCAAGGACUCAUCA